Messenger RNA from Ochlerotatus camptorhynchus, 2849 nucleotides. It is a transcript of the gene Cdc5, whose product is annotated as cell division cycle protein 21. Gene Ontology annotation, biological process: regulation of transcription by RNA polymerase II; mRNA splicing, via spliceosome. The record is from RefSeq and is a predicted model, not a curated record. The transcript has 4 exons. Gene Ontology annotation, cellular component: Prp19 complex; spliceosomal complex. NCBI's taxonomy places the organism in Eukaryota, Metazoa, Arthropoda, Insecta, Diptera, Culicidae. Gene Ontology annotation, molecular function: DNA-binding transcription factor activity, RNA polymerase II-specific; RNA polymerase II transcription regulatory region sequence-specific DNA binding. Bases 129 to 2849 code for a protein of 906 amino acids.
UUCAGUUGCGUUUUCCUCAUGUCGGAUUGGUUUAGCGGAAGAAAAUCCGAAAAAUUCAGUAGAAAACCAGUGUAAAUCAAGUUAAUUUAGCGUUCAAAAGUGAGAACUGUAAACCAACCAGCCGCACGAUGCCGCGUAUUAUGAUAAAGGGUGGUGUUUGGCGAAACACCGAGGAUGAAAUCCUCAAGGCAGCGGUGAUGAAAUAUGGCAAAAACCAGUGGUCCCGAAUCGCUUCUUUGCUGCACCGAAAAUCGGCCAAGCAGUGCAAGGCUCGUUGGUAUGAAUGGUUGGAUCCGAGCAUCAAGAAGACCGAGUGGUCCCGGGAGGAAGACGAGAAGCUGCUGCAUUUGGCCAAGCUAAUGCCGACACAGUGGCGUACGAUUGCGCCGAUCAUUGGCCGAACGGCGGCGCAAUGUUUGGAACGAUAUGAGUAUCUUUUGGACCAGGCUCAGAGGAAGGAGGAGGGAGAAGAUGGCUCGAUGGAUGAUCCGAGGAAGUUGAAGCCCGGUGAGAUUGAUCCAAAUCCGGAGACAAAACCGGCCCGUCCGGAUCCGAAGGAUAUGGACGAGGAUGAGUUGGAAAUGUUGUCGGAAGCUAGAGCUAGGUUGGCCAAUACUCAAGGCAAAAAGGCCAAGAGGAAGGCCCGUGAGAAGCAGCUGGAAGAGGCAAGAAGAUUGGCUGCGCUGCAGAAGAGAAGGGAAUUGCGGGCGGCCGGUAUCGGUUUGGGUAAUAGGAAGCGGAAGUUGAAGGGAAUUGAUUACAACUCGGAGGUUCCGUUUGAGAAGACACCGGCGCCGGGUUUCUACAAUACGUCGGAGGAGUUUGUGGUUCCGAUUGCAGCGGAUUUUUCGAGUUUGAGGCAACAGCAGUUAGAUGGGGAGCUAAGAACAGAGAAGGAAGCCAGGGAGCGGAAGAAGGAUAAAGAAAAGCUGAAGCAGAAGAAGGAGAAUGAUGUCCCGUUGGCGAUGUUGCAGAAUCAGGAACCGGCGAAGAAGCGUUCAAAGUUGGUGCUUCCGGAACCGCAGAUUUCCGACCAGGAAUUACAGCAAGUUGUAAAGCUGGGACGGGCCAGUGAAAUCGCCAAGGAAGUUGCUUCGGAAUCGGGAGUGGAAACGACGGACGCUUUGCUGGCGGACUACAGUAUAACUCCUCAGGUGGCAGCCACUCCCAGAACUCCUGCUCCGGUUACGGAUCGUAUCUUGCAGGAAGCACAGAAUAUGAUGGCUUUGACUCAUGUGGACACACCGUUGAAGGGCGGUACCAACACUCCGUUGAUUCAGUCGGAUUUCUCCGGAGCACUUCCACAGAGUAUGGUCGUUGCAACGCCAAAUACGGUCUUGGCGACUCCGUUCCGAUCGACUCGUGGUCCUGAUGGAGGAGCCACACCAGCAGGUUUUCUAACGCCUGCUUCCGGAGCACUCGUUCCGACAGGGGCAACUCCUGUUCAGACAGGUGCAACUCCAAACUUCGUUCGCGACAAAUUGAACAUCAACGCAGAGGAGACAAUGUCCGUCACGGAAACUCCGGCGGCCUACAAGAACUACCAGAAGCAGCUGAAAUCAUCUCUCAAGGAAGGACUCGCUUCACUGCCAACCCCGAGAAACGACUACGAAAUUGUAGUUCCGGACAAUGAAACCGCCGAGCCGAUGGACGACGGAACCGACGGCGAAUCCAUGGUCGCAGAUCAAGCCGAUGUCGACGCCCGUCGGAAGCAGGAACAACGUGUUCGCGAUGCCAAAGAACUAUCAUUGCGAUCGCUGGUUAUCCAACGGGACCUUCCACGGCCUCUGGACAUCAACAUGACCGUACUGCGCCCGCCCAACGAAAUGCACGGUCUGACGGAGCUCCAACGGGCAGAGGAACUGGUCAAACAGGAAAUGGUCAAGAUGCUCAACUACGACGCCAUCCGGAAUCCGGUCGUCAACCCGCAGGCUCCACCAAUCAAAAAGAAUCCUUUGUCACAGCAUCUGGCCUACCUGGAACAGCACCCAUACGAGGACAUUGACGAAUCGGAUUUGGACGGCGCAAAGGAAUUGCUCAAAGAGGAAAUGGGUGUCGUCAAAUUCGGAAUGGCCCACGGGGACCUUUCGUUGGAGAGCUACACCCAGGUCUGGCAGGAAUGUCUGUCCCAGGUCCUGUACCUUCCCAGCCAGAACCGUUACACCCGAGCCAAUUUGGCCAGCAAGAAGGAUCGUAUCGAAUCGGCUGAGAAGCGACUGGAAAUCAACCGGAAACACAUGGCCAAAGAAGCGAAGCGUUGCGGAAAGAUCGAGAAGAAGCUGAAAAUUCUCACCGGAGGCUACCAGGCGCGGGCUCAAGCGCUGAUCAAACAGUUCCAGGACACGAACGAACAGAUCGAGCAGAACAAUCUGUCCCUGUCGACGUUCAAAUUUUUGGCCUCGCAGGAAGAUUUGGCCAUUCCGAAGCGGUUGGAAUCGCUGACGGAGGACGUCAUGAGGCAGACCGAGCGGGAGAAAUCCCUGCAGAAGCGGUACGCACAGCUGACCGAGGAGUUCCGGGAGCUGUUCAGGGAGGAGCGAGUGGAGCGGCAGCCGGAACCACGCGAAAGAAUGCAGAAUGGUCGGAAGGAAGUGGAAGAAGAGGAGGAAGUGCAAGAAGAAGAAGAAGAAGAAGAGCACAAAGAGGAGCCGCAGGAGGAAAGCGUUCAGCCCCAGCAAGAGGAAAGCCAAGAGAAAGAAGUAGUGGAGGAGGAGGAGGAGGAGGAAGAGGAGGAGAAGGAGGAGAAGGAGGAGGAGGAGAAGAUGGAGGAGCAAGAGGAGCAGCAUUCUCAACCUCAAGACGAAGGGGAAGCUAUGGACUGUCAGAAGAACGACGAAGGAGAAGAGUAA